AUGACUAGUGCUCAAUUUCCUGAGGGUGAUUUUUAUAUUACCUCCAGUACAUCGAAUAAUGUUGUUGAUGUUGAACGUGGUUUUAUCAUUGGUUGGGGUUCAAUCAAAGAUGGUACAAAAACUGUUAUGGCUCCACAAAAGAGUGAAUUGGACCCUCUUCAGCUUUGGAGAUGCGAAGACGGGGGUUUUCUAAUCAAUAAAAAGACAAAUUUGUGUUUGGAAGCCGAGAAUGGAAAAGCGGGUACCCGUCUCAUCUUACAUAGCAGAAGAAGUCAACCUAAUAAUCAGCGAUGGAAUCUCACUAGCGAUGGUCGUAUUGUUCUUCAAAGCAAUCCAAAGUUCGUGAUGGAAACAAAGGGUACAUCGAUUAUUCUCUCUGAUAGCCAAUCAAAAAGUUUUGCUAAGAGCAGUCAAUCUUCUAAAUGGACUAUCGUACCGCUUAUCAAGAAGAAGAGUUAUGAUGGCCCAGCGAUUGGAAUUGUCAGGUUGGAAUUGUUGGGUGCAAAGGAUCUCAAGAAAGUGGAUUCGUUCGUUAGAGGAGGAAAAUCGGAUCCAUAUGUCAAUGUUUAUCGUGAGAGUAGUAAGGACAUUAUUAUAUCCCAAACCAGAUACAUCGAAAAUGAGUUAAAUCCUGUUUGGAACGAAGUUCAUUAUCUCCCUAUUAGAAAUAUUGGGGAGAAGUUUGUUUUGGACGUGAUGGAUUACAACAAUUUCUCCAAACACAGGCCACUUGGCAACUAUACUCUUGAAAUUACCCGUGAAAUAGUGAAGGAAGUUUCAGGUGUUUUUGAAGGCACAAAUGUAGUUGAUAAUUGGGUAAAACUUUCUACCCAGGGUCAACUUCAUUAUAGGGUAAAAUUCUAUCCACUCACCCCUCUUCCGGAACCAUCACCAGAUUUUCUUGCAAAUCUCAAAGAAAAACCAUUUGAUCUCUCCACUUUAUAUGUGCUUGUCACUUUACAAGAACCUAAUGGAAGUUUUCCUCCAUCGGGCACAUUGGCAAACAUGUUCGGUUAUCAUAAUUCUGAUGAAUUGCUUGAGUUGUAUAGAAGACAAUGCCGUGAAGAGCGCAUCUUAAAGAUUAAUCAUUCGAUAUGGACAACCAGCAUGAUAUUGUGGUUCUUACGAUAUUUAUUGAAGGAUUUUCGAAAUGAAUGGAAAGGGAUCUAUGACCUUGCUACCGGCAGGAAGGCGGUUCUUGAAAGAUUUGACAUUGACGAUAGCCCACGUCCACGUGGAAUAGACGAAGCAACGGUCAGGAGAAUUAUAAAAUGUCGUCAUAAAGAUGGGUCAUAUCAAAUUACCGACGAACUUGCAAAGUUACUUGAUUUUGGUACCGCCGAGAAAUUUCGUGAAUCAAUCAUCAAUAUUCAAAGAAGCGCAAAAACAGAAGAUAUCAAACAAUUAGAUAGCAAUGUCUUGGUUACUAUUAUCGUGAUUUAUUUCUAUCGUUACGUUGCAUUUAACCACAAGAAAGAAUGGAUUCGACAAUACGACGGGUCAUAUGAAUGGUUAUGUGAACAGUUUAAAGGUAAGGAGUUAGUUGAACAUGAUUUACUUGAUUUGAUUAAAACAUUUGUUAGGGAGCAUUACAAAGUGAAAGAGGAAGUUUUGUUGGUGGAUCGCAACUUUGAAGGAGAAAUAGCGCAAAAAAUUGCAAAUAUAAAGCAUCAAGUUAGUACUCGUGGAAUUGCAAAAAAACUUCUUGGAGUCGCAAGAAUCGAAAUUAUUAGCGCAAAAGGCCUAAAACAAGUAGACACAUGGCUUGGUGGUGGUUCUUCUGACCCAUAUGCUAAAAUAUCCAAUGUGUCCACUGGAUUGGAAUACGGUGAAACACGUGUGAUCUAUAAUAAUCUCAAUCCCGUUUGGAAUCAGGUGUUCUAUAUUCCUGUCUAUGACCUUCAGGAAAAGUUCAAGAUCAACGUCUAUGAUUACAAUCUUUUCUUCAAACAUGCAUCGCUGGGAUUUUAUGUUAUCGAUCCCAAGGAUAUUGUCAAAGUUCUUGCUAAUGGGUCCAUUGAAGGAAAGGGACAAUUAAAGUUUGACGCUGAUCUUCUUCUGAAAGGAAAAAAUCGAGGAAAAUUAGCUUUUGUUACCCAAUUCUAUAAUUUUUCGGAAUCUGAUAUUAGAUCUAUUCAGAUUACUACGACAACUAUCACUAUCAGCCAUUUAUACCUUCUCUUGACUUAUCAACAUCGAGAUGGUAGCUUUGAAUUUACUGAUUCGUUGGCGAGUUUCUUUAAUUUUUCCUCCAAACAAGAAUUGAUAGACGCCUUUGCUAAUUUUGUACAAAACGAUGAGGGAGUUCGUUCUUUGGAUAAAAAAACUUGGAGUACUUCUCUUAUUAUUUCAUUCCUUAAGGCUUUAUUAUGGAAGCAUCGCCUAGAAUGGAUGGAAAUUUACAACAAGGGUGAAGCUUGGUUAAGUGAGAAUAUCGCCGAUCUUGAUGUUGAAGAACGUCUUGGCAAUAGUACAAAUCGGUUUGUCAUUCAACACUUUAAUGUUAAUCAAUGGGAAAGUGAUGAUCAACAAAAGGCUUUGGGUGUUCUCGUUGUUUCAAAGAAAUCGAUUAUUCUUCGUCGCAAUGUUACCUCACGUAUUGUACGUCGGUUCCUUACUUACAAGAAAGAAUCUGGUUGUUUUGAACUCAACAAUAAAUUAGCGGAGUCACUUGGUUUUAGUUCGAUUGAGGAAGCAAAAAACCAUCUUGAAACACAUUUUGCCUCACACACUAAGGCUGCCAAGCUUGAUGUUCACAUCUGGAGUACUGCGAUUUCCAUUUGGUAUAUUCGUCUCGUUUUGGUUGAUUUCAGAGGUGAAUGGGCAGAAACAUAUCAAAAGUCUAAUGAUUGGAUUUGUGAACAAGUUCAAGAUGAGGAUGUGAGAAAAGAGCUUCUUGAAGCUGCCAGAAUUUUUGUCAUAAGGAGAUUUGAAGUCGAUCAAACAUCAAUAGAUGAAGAUAGUUCUUUCCAAUAUGCCAUAGAUACCAGAGAUGUCGAACGUCCUGUUGAUGUUGAAAACGAUGACGAGGUGAUUGCUACUGAUGAAGUUAUUGGUAUUCUUAGGGUUCACAUUGACUCAGCUAGAAAUCUCAGGAAAUCAAGUAGCUGGUUCACAUCAUCCAAACCAGACCCUUAUGUCAGAAUCAUUAAUUCCUCUGCUAAAGAAAUAGCUCGUACUUGUGUCAAGCAUGAAACCAUUAAUCCUAUUUGGAAUGAAGUUUAUUAUGUUCCAAUCUAUAGUGUUAAUGAAAGAGUAUUCUGUGAAGUUUACGACGAAAAUAUUUUUGUGAAGGACAAACCUCUUGGCAAUUAUACUCUUGAAGCAGGUUCUUUGAUCAAAAGGAAAGACGAUGGUUCCUUUGAGAGUAAUAAAUUUGAUGAAUGGGUUUCUCUUAAAGAAUCUAAGGGAAAUUUACACAUGAUUGUGCAAUUUUUCUCCACAACCUUAAAUGAAGAGGAAAGCUUCGUUUUUUCACGUGAAAGCAUUCAAAUCAAUCAUAUUUACGUUCUCAUCAGCUGGAGACUUGCGA
This is a messenger RNA of Acaulospora morrowiae, 3532 nucleotides long. Lineage: Eukaryota; Fungi; Glomeromycota; Glomeromycetes; Diversisporales; Acaulosporaceae. The record is from the annotation of a GenBank genome assembly.